GUCGAGCAUACGAAAGCCAAUCUGAAAGAGGAAGUUACUGGUAAAGUUGUGAUUGCGCAUUGCCGGUGAGCUCCUCCAACUCGCCGAAUCUUUGUAAAUAAACACUUUCAUUGAGCCGUGGUGUUGUAUAUAGAUGAAAAAGCUGUUUUUAGACGAAGAUGGUAGAGCGGGAGGACAGUUCACCUCUGCAGGCUUUCGAGAAGGACGCGCUGGAUCUUACAGUUGAAGAUGUCUACGAUAUUUCGUACGUGAUCGGCAGGGAUCUGUUAAAAGUGAACACGGGUGGUCGGGAAUUAUCAGAUUUACAGUUUAAGAUCGUCCGUGUGCUGGAGAUGUUUGAGAUGAUGGUGAACAAGUUUAACCUGUCUCUGGAGGAGCUGAGAAUGGAGAGAGAUAAUCUGAAGAGAGAGCUUGAUAGUGUUACAUCUGAGGGAUCAACUACUAGUCAGGAGCACAUUGGUCCAAACAAGCUUAUUGUGGACUUGAAGGACCCGAACCGACCGCGCUUUACCAUGCAGGAGUUAAAGGAGGUUCUUCAAGAGAGGAACCAGCUUAAAGCUCAGCUAAUGGUGGCCCAAGAGGAACUUCAGCUGUAUAAGAGUGGAGUCCUGAGCUCAGAACAAAACAUGGUGGAAAUAAACCUGGACGCCCCUUCACCUUCAGAACCCUCACCAACGAACACUGUAGAGGACAACAAGGAGAAGAGCACAAUUCAGAAACUAUUCUCAUUUCGACAAAAAUAGCCUGUUGGCCACACCAAAUGUAAAAGCGGCACUGAAGAAGUCUAUAAAGCCAGCACCUCCUGUCGAGUGUGAAGUUAAGGCACAGAACUUAAACUAUCAACUCGAUCCUCAGUUUAAUAAAAUAUAGAUCAUGGUUCAAGUAAAACACAGAAGACCAGAUAGUCAACAAACACACAGUGGUCUGAAAUAUCUUAUUCAGGUAGGGUUUGAACCUGUGCCGCCCAUCGUGUUGUGACUUUGACAGUGUUUUUGUUGUUCACCCAGUUUAUUUCUACACGGAAAUUAAUAAUUUUUAAGUGGAAGAUUAUUCAGAAGCAGGACUACCUAAAUCGAUAUUUCAUGUCCACAUUUAUACCUGGCAGCACGUGAGCAGGUUAUUUCAUGGUACUGUCAUGCAUUGGGGUAUUGCUUUUACUUUAUAUUCAAAGUUUAAUUUCAGUGUUUUAAUUGUAUGUUAGCUGUAUAUUGAAAGCAAUGGUGUAAAAAUUAUUGCACUAAAUAUCUGGUAUAUGAAGUGAUCAUAUGGUGAGUGUAUAACCUCUAAAUGUGUAUUAACUAAACUAAAUUUUUAAGGACCACUUGGCCCUCACAGUUUGCUAUAUCCUUUAAUGAACUUUUUCAACAACACCAUGUUAUUGUAUUUUAACAAGCAAUCAGUUUGUGAAUCAAUGAUGAUUUGUAUUCAUUUCUUCAAGUAUUGUAUUAAAGUUUUUCUUUUAGAUGUA
Molecule: messenger RNA, 1468 nt
Organism: Misgurnus anguillicaudatus (oriental weatherfish)
Lineage: Eukaryota; Metazoa; Chordata; Actinopteri; Cypriniformes; Cobitidae
Gene: rilpl2
Product: Rab interacting lysosomal protein-like 2
Biological process (GO): cilium assembly
Cellular component (GO): cytoplasm; ciliary basal body
Molecular function (GO): protein dimerization activity; small GTPase binding; dynein light intermediate chain binding
Source: RefSeq, a predicted model, not a curated record